UGUUUAGAAAGGGUGCUAAACUGAGGAGCAGCUGAUACUGAUUCCGCUGCUGCUUGAGGAAAUAUGACAUUGUGACAGGAGUCUUAAAGCCUGGCAAACUGAGGAGCAGCUGACAAUUCAAUUCUGACUCUUGCAGAAAUAUGAUUUUUUAACGUCGCCAAACAGACAAGCAGCUGACACUUUCAUUCUGCUGCUGCUGCUGUUGCAAAUAUGACAUUGUGACAUCAGGAGUUGUAUUAAGCACGCCAAACUGAGGAGCAGCUGACACUCUGAUUCUGCUGCUGCUGAUGAUGCUGCAGCUGCAAAAAUGCUGCGAUUCCCCGUAAAGAAAAUCCGAAAGCAAUUCAAACUUCUGCUGCUGCUGGUGCUGCUUACUUUUGCUGUGUGGUUUACAUACCUGCAUAUCAACCAGGGCAAAUCCAUCAAACUCCACUUUAACUAUGGGAAAGAUGGAGAGAGGCAGAUGGAAGGAACAGAUACCAGUCAUAAGAGAGACUCGCGCUCCUCAGACAAGUAUCGCAAAAGUGAAGAUGCCAGCAACAGCCAAGAGGAGGAGAACACACAGGAAGAUGAGCCCAGUGCUGGCACCGUUCGUGAUAGAGAUCAAGCUCAAAUCCGCAAGUUCCUCUCACAGAAGUACAAAAAGCUGCCAUGGAAACCAGAGUUUAAAGGUCAAGCAAACCUCCAUGUGUUUGAAGACUGGUGUGGUUCCUCAGUCGCUCAGCUCAGGAAGAACCUGCAUUUUCCUCUUUACCCCCAUAUGAGAACUACUGUAAAGAAGUUGGCUGUGGCUCCCAAAUGGAAGAACUACGGACUAAGAGUAUUUGGCUACAUUCUACCUUACAAAGAUGGGGAUUUCCAGUUUGCGGUGUCGUCUGAUGAUAACUCAGAGUUCUGGUUGAGUUCAGAUGAAAGUCCUCUCAAUGCUCGUCUACUGGCCUAUGUGGGAAAGCUGGGAUCCGAAUGGACUGCACCUGGGGAGUUUACCAAGUUCAGAUCUCAGGCAUCCAAAGCUGUGCAUCUCAUGACCUCCAGACGAUACUACUUUGAGAUUCUUCACAAACAAGAUGAAAAAGGCUCAGAUCACGUUGAAGUCGGGUGGCGCCCUUUCCUGCCAGGACUCAAGUAUGAGGUCAUCGAUUCCGCCUACAUCUCCUUGUACACGGAUGAGAGCAGUUUGAAGAUGAACCAUGUGGAUCACAUUCCUCAGACACUGGCGAGUCACAUCCCCGUCCCAGCAGAGAUCAAGACCCACAGCAGCCUACAUGGCGCCGAUAUGCUGCAACCAGACCCCCGUGACACCUUCUUCAACAUACCCAUGAUUAACCCUGCUCAUCUUGAGAACGUUUUGCCCACCUGUCUGUACUCGCCAACUUAUGUGGUCAAAGAUUUUCCUAUCGCCCGCUAUCAAGGCCUGCAGUUUGUCUAUCUUUCAUUUGUUUAUCCCAAUGACUUUACCCGCCUCACACACAUGGAGAGAGAGAACAAGUGCUUCUACAGAGAGUCACCCAUCUAUCUGGAGAAGUUUGGCUUCUAUAAAUACAUGAAGAUGGAUGAGGAGGAAGAUGACAGGCCAUUCUUCUUCCCUAAUCCUGACGAUUUUCUUGAAGAAGAAGAAGGGGCAGAUCUAGAUGAUGAAGCACAAGUUAUUGGCACCCAGUCAGCAAAGAAGUCUGCCAACACCAGCCAAUCAAGUCACACCUUAAGCCCCUCCCAUAAGCCAGUUCCCACAGUGACAGAGAGAAAAGAGGUAGAGUCAGACAAUCCAGCUCUGAUGAGAGAGCAAAGGCGAUUUUUCACAAGAGAAAUACAGGAGGGCGGGGUACGAGUACGAGGCCGCUCUCUCAAAUGGGUUCACAGAGAACAGCGGGACUUUAGAGAGGGUCGGAUGGAAGAACGUUCCCCCAAAAUAAGCCGGUCAGCUUUGCUAUUCCCACAGAAAUCCACCUUGGUGGCCUUCAACAGCCGAGCCAAGCAGAUCCUAAGCAAUCCAACCCACACAAUCCGUUUCCAAGGUAGAAACCAUGCCCAUGACAACAGCUACAACCUUGGCAACAUCAACACCAAGAAGAGAGAACGCAAGAAGGACAACAAGAUCUAUGUAACCAGACCUCGUCCUGCUAAGCAGAAGCAAAGUCCUGUUUCACGCCAACCUAGAGAGGUCUUCCCUGGAGUUUUCUUGUACCAGAAUGGCAAAACCACCAAGCUGGUAAACCUCAGUGCCAAACCAAAACUAAACAAAGGUGCCCUGCGGGCAUCCCAGAUAUUUGCGCGGUCUCCUCGAGAGGAGAACAAAGUCAUUCCAGCAAGCUUAAACUUCAGCAAGCCAGCUGAAAUUCAUGCCAUUUCAAACAGAGCAGCAAUGCAAAGCCGCUUUGAUAGAAGGAUACGGGGUGUCUGGGAAAAACACCAGCAUCCUUCAAGGGCCAUUGCAACCCAUCCACCGCUUCCUACACCCACUCCUCCAUCCUCAAACUCUUCCGAGAAUGUUCGUCUGACCGAACCUCUCCAUGUCACUUCCUACUUGCACACCUCUGAGAUCACAGAGUCCCAACAACAGCGGCCGGAGACAGACCCAGAGCCAGAAGAAGAUGGCGGUCUAUCGGAGUACAGCUAUGAAGACGUGGAGCCCCGCCCUGGGUGGGCGGAGGAGGCCAUUAAUUGGCAGAGAACUUUUUCCGUCAACAGUAUGGACUUUGAAACGUUGCGCUCUGAUUGGAAUGAUCUUCGGUGCAACGUGUCAGGAAACCUGCAGCUACCUGAGAGCGAAGUGGUGGACGUGUUGGCGCAGUACAUGGAGAAACUCAAUGAACGCAAUAGAGGGAUUUACACUCUCCUCCGCAUCAUAAACGUUGAAAAACGUCGUGACUCUGCACGUGGUAACCGCUAUCUGAUUGAGCUGGAGUUAAUGGAGAGAGGUCGUAAAGUGGUCCGACUGUCCGAGUACAUCUACAUGCUGUUGCACCGUGGCCGAGUGGAAGACAGCCUGGAGAAUGUAGAAGGUGCCACUGCCUCGUCCCCCUCUGCUCCUGUCGCCAGCCCACCAGCUCCCUUUCACACGUCUACCCGAGGGGCCCAUGCCACCCCACAGUGGGGCACAGUAUUUGCCAAACCCCUGCUCUGUCAGCCAGUGAUCCUACAGUGGAAAAAAGAUGUCAUGGUGCAUUUUGUGGUGCCAGUAAAGAAUCAGGCCCGUUGGGUUCAGCAGUUCAUUUCCGAUAUGGAGAAUCUGCAUCGUGAGACAAAGGACAACAACUUUAACAUCAUCAUUGUGGACUUCCAGAGUGAAGACAUGGAUGUGGAACAGGCCCUUAGAGAAAGUUCUGUGCCAAGAUAUGAAUAUUUGAGGAGGGAAGGAAACUUUGAACGUUCUGCUGGGUUACAAAUUGGUGUGGACACCAUAGAGGACACUCACAGUAUUGUGUUUCUGUGUGACCUGCACAUUCAUUUCCCUCCGAACAUUCUGGAGAGCAUCAGGAAACACUGCGUGGAGGGUAAACUGGCCUUCGCUCCUAUAGUCAUGAGACUGGGCUGUGGCAGUUCACCACGAGAGCCUGAUGGUUACUGGGAGGUAAACGGCUUUGGUCUUUUUGGCAUUUACAAGUCAGACUUUGACAAGAUUGGUGGCAUGAACACAGAAGAGUUUAAAGACCGAUGGGGAGGAGAAGACUGGGAACUACUGGACAGAGUGCUACAAAACGGUCUGGAGGUCGAGCGGUUGAGACUGAGAAACUUCUUCCACUACUAUCACUCUAAGAGAGGCAUGUGGAACUCACAGUCCAUUAAAACGCCUAAAGGUUAAAACUGCAGCUCACUGAGACUCACGAAAUGAGCACAGGCACCUUAAAGGGCCAAACCAUUGUGUCUCGAGGGACCCCUGACCGUAUGGUCCAUCUCAUAGAGGAAGACACAGGACUAAAUCUGGGUACAAGCUGCUGUCCAAACUGAACGCACUCACGAGAGAAAAAAGACUCUUAUUUACCAAGAUAUGUUUGUACCUUGAUGUCUGUUAGAUGAUGAGCUCUCAUUGAUAACUGAAUAUGGAAAUUUGACUAAAGAUUGAAAGGAAAUGGAGAUUGUUUUCAGUGCUGGGUGAAUUUUACUGUAAACUAGCAAUUCAAGGUUUUUGCACUUUGAAUCGUAUAAAUAUGGUUUGCACUUGAGAUAUAAUGCUGAAAUGAUUGUUUAAAGGUUUAGACGUGUGCUGGUACUUAGACGUCUGCUUUUAUAUAGCUGUAAAUGUCAAUUCCUGUUCAGAGUGACGCCUCCUUACACUUGACCUACAGAACUGAUCUGAUAUAUGGCGACCCCCGCCAUAUACUGUAUAUUGAAGAUAUCAAAUAUUUCGGCAGUGGGCGAACAUGCGGCUUCCUGCUCAAAGUCCUGCUGAUCUGAGAGUUCUGGACACAACUGGACCCGAGAUGUAUUUGUAUUUGUCUUUACAUAUGUUUGCUAUGAAGAGCUGCUUCAUUUUUCCUCGUUACGAAUGGAUUUCAAAAGAGAUUUUAGGUGAAUCUGAUAAAACUUGUCAAGAACAUGUCUGUCAUGUUAUAAUUCCCCAUAAAAAACAAAAGAAAGAAAUAAGAAAUUAUACUUUGUCUACUGAAAAUGAAGCCAAUUUUUGUACCUUUAAGAUUUUUAUUAUUAUUUUCAUGACAAUUAAGCACAUUUUCC
This is a messenger RNA of Myxocyprinus asiaticus (Chinese sucker), 4674 nucleotides long. RefSeq names its product N-acetyl-beta-glucosaminyl-glycoprotein 4-beta-N-acetylgalactosaminyltransferase 1-like. NCBI's taxonomy places the organism in Eukaryota, Metazoa, Chordata, Actinopteri, Cypriniformes, Catostomidae. Gene Ontology annotation, molecular function: acetylgalactosaminyltransferase activity. The record is from RefSeq and is a predicted model, not a curated record. The coding region runs from base 308 to 3802 and encodes 1164 amino acids. The transcript has 20 exons. Gene Ontology annotation, cellular component: Golgi cisterna membrane.